CGACUUCAAAAACACUCCCGCUCCCCUUUUUCGCGUAUCCCCACUUCUCCCACAUCCCUUCCCUUCAUCCGAGCUUUGAACUGCCACAAAUGAUUCUUCCGAUUCAGCCACGACCCCUCACCCGAGCUUUGAACCGCCACAAACGAUUCUUCCGAUUCAGCCACAACCCCUUACCUAGUCUUCUCUGCGAAAUUAGCCCCAACCAACCGCCGAUUCUCUGCAAGCAUCGUCCCCGCCAACCCGACUCUCUGCAAGCCUCUGUUACAGACCAAUUCUAUGGCCAGAAAUAUCAACGUAGAAAUCACAUGAUCAGGAAGGGUGAUUCUGGGAUCCAAAGUGGCUGAGAAAGAAAUAUGUGAUCUGGCGAUUUUAGGAAUCAUCCUAAUUAGCAGCUUCCUAAUUAGCAUUGAUCUCUUUAAUUAUUUCUAGCUUCCUAUUCAGCAGUUUCCUCAUUAGCAUUUAUCUCUUUUCAAUAAUUAUUCCUAUUAUGCUUUAGGCAACUUCUUAAUUAGCAUUUAUCAGGACUCUUGUAAUAGCUACAUAAGGGUCAUUAGUAUUAUUCAAUAAACAGC
Cuscuta europaea is the source of this 572-nucleotide messenger RNA. Lineage: Eukaryota; Viridiplantae; Streptophyta; Magnoliopsida; Solanales; Convolvulaceae. The record is from the annotation of a GenBank genome assembly.